Molecule: messenger RNA, 3324 nt
Organism: Chara braunii
Lineage: Eukaryota; Viridiplantae; Streptophyta; Charophyceae; Charales; Characeae
Source: the annotation of a GenBank genome assembly
GUGUGGCCUGCCUGCAUGUGCGCUUAGCAGGUGGGCAGUGUGAGGUUAAACGGAGAGAAGAAUAUAGCUUGAAAAAAAAAAAGAAAAAAAAAAGGGAGGCCCGCGCCGCCUGUGGACCGACGACGGGUUGGCGGAGGCGGGCUGGCUGCGGCAACGGGCUAGGCCAGCGAUGACACGCAGGCGAGCAUGAAGAAAUCAAACUGCAUUUACAAAUAUGUGCUCGUUGGCCAGGAGCUUUCUGAGAAGCUCCGUGGUCAAAGGAUGCUUCGGUGCGUGUUCUGCGGGAACGAGUGGCAGGGGAACAGGCAUGGGGCGGCGCGACAUUUUCGUAGCGUGAAGGGAUGUUCGCAGGUGACCAACGAAGCUCUUAUGGAGAUGCAUUACACGAGCGGUUACGCAUUUGAGGGAAAGUGGUUGGAGCGAAUCCACAAGUACGAGGAGCUUCAUGGUCCUUGGGUGGAUGAAAGAAGGACUGGCGGGGGUCGGGCGCAGGCACGGGCGGCGUCCAACGCCCCAGUCGGAGCACGACAACAUGGCAAUGACGUCGUCGAUUUGGAUGGCGACGGAGAGGAUUGCGGGGACGCGGGAGUUGAGGGGGAGGUCGAGGCUGCAUACUCGCAGCGCCCAGGCAAGUUGCCGGUCGGUGAGGGCGGUUCGAAUUCAGGGAAGAGGAAGCGUGUCGUUGGUGCGACGAUGCAGCACAGGAAGAAGAUGAGGCAGUCGGCGAUAAAAGAGGUGUUCGGGUCUGACUGGGCUGCUCAACACAGGAAGUUGUGGUUGCUCUUUGUGUACAGCAACCAACUUCCCUUCAACAUCUUUCGGAGCCCGACGUGGAAGGUGUACACUGCACACUUCAGGGACAAACCCGCAUCAGUCCCCGUGGUUUGGCCUUCUGAAAACGAAGUCGCAGCGAUGGAUACAGUGCUUGAGACGGCGACAGACGUUGUUGCGGGUCUCAAAGACAUACAGGAGCCGUUUGACCGUACAGGGGUGACGAUCAUGUCCGAUGGUAGGAAGUCUCGUGAUGGGAAACCCAUCGUAAACUUCCUUGCUGCCGGUGCUAGAGGAGUGAUGAUGUAUCGCACCCUCAACAGGGAGGUUGAGACUGAUGAUGCGCUCGCAGUGUUGGGGAGGUGGAUAUCGGUCUUGCACGACUUCAGUCCUGACAGGGUUAACGCCAUUUGCACAGACUCUGCGUCUGCCUACGUAAAGGCAGGCAACACUUUGGCCCAUCCUCACAUGCGCCCUGAGUACAGACGGAUUACUUGGUGGGACUCCAUGGACAUCUUGCGUGCGGUUAUGGAACCGGCUUAUGAUCUGCUGCGCAAAAUGGAUCGUGGAGGGUUGUGCAUGUCCCGAGUGGUCGAGUGGACUGGACGGCUGGCGAGGGAGGUGGAGGCAGUUGUUAGACCGCUGGAGGGCGGAUUGGCGGAUCAGAUUUUCAGGUGCGUGCAGGAGCGCGUCGCUCAUAUGUUAUUACAGCGGCAUGGUGAAGGACGAGGACAACGACUUGUGAGGGAGGCGGAGCGGUACAUUCUGUCGCAGACCGGGUUUGAUGAGCGGCGGAAGGAGUACCGAGACACUGUGCUGCAGCUGCGGGACUUUCAUAUGCGCACAUCGACUUGCGCAUGGGGAGGGGAGUGGGCACGUGUCGCAGCAGAGAUGUGUGUCGGAGAGCAGGAGACCGUUGAGAGUGGUCUUUGGUGGUCACAAUAUGGCGGCUGUGCUCCUGAGCUUCAGCGUAUCGCUCUUCGUGUGUUGUACAUGUGGACGUGCUCCUCUCCCGCAGAGCAGAACUGGGCCAUUCACGAGAGUAUUCACACGAAGAAGCGUAACAGGUUGCUGUUCCCGAAGGUCGUGAAGUUGGUGGAAAUCACGACCAACACGCGACUUUUGGCUCUUCAGAGCGGUGGUGGAGGUUUGGUUCUUCCGUGGACUCAGGAUGAGUCCAUAUUGGAUGCCGAGGGUGGCUUGGAGGCAGACUCUGUAUGCGAGGGGGUGGACCACAUCAUACCCGAGGAGGACCGCGAUGCGCAGGCGCAGUUGUGGCAGCGGGAUGCUUGUGGCUCACGACCACCGCCUCCCGUUGAGGACGUGUUCGGGGUUCGGGCCGCCACUUUGAGGCCGUACCCGAGAGAUGACUCGAGUGGAGAUGAGCGCGAGGAGGCGGAUGAGGGUUUCCUCCCCCGCGGCGCUAGUGCUGCCCGGCGUGCGGAGGACGACGAUGACGCUUGGAGUGACCCUGAGGAGGUUCGUCGGCGUAGUGGUGGCAUAGAUUUAUUCGAGGACACAGCUAGGGGCAGGUUUGGAGUCGAGGGAUGCUGGGACGGAUCUGGGAGCCCUAUUGUCGAGCCGAUUCCUCAUACCUCAUCGCCGACCGUACAUGGGGCAGAGGGGGACAUAGCAGGCAUGCGAGGAGCCCAUCACAGAGAGGGUCCGAAAGGCAAGGGCUCAUUAGCCAGCGGUGAGGAUUCAGAGGGGCGUGGAGGAAUUGUGAGGCUUUUGCGGCUUCGGAAGGGUCCGAAGGUCGCAAAGAGACAACUCAUACUAGGUUCUGAGUCACCGCCGUCACGUAGGGGUGCCACUGGUGCGGGGACAGGGGGAGCGGAGAUCGAAGACGCAGGACACGAUCGUCCGACAGACGACAAUAGAGAGAUAGGCACGGGAGAUGUGGCCAGAGGUGUUGCUUGGUCGCUAGGGGACAAUGGGACGCUAGGCGCUCUGCCUGGUAGUAGCACGGGUCACGCGGAGCAGUUUGAUGAUGCCCAUCAUGAGGGGGUGCCACAAGAUGAGGCAGUUGGUGAUGGGGACCAUGCUUUGGAAUCAGCGUCCAUGCGCGAUUUCAUGGCCGAGCUAGAGGACACUCUGCCAUCCAUGACGGAGGGUGAGUCUAUUGUUGCGCGACGGGCCGACGACGAGGAUGUUUGGCCUCGGCCACAGACAAUUCACAUGGGAGUGCCUGCACCCAACACCGAGGAGGAGCGGAUGGCUCGAGAGGCGAGGGAGGAUGAGGAGGAGGCCGCAAGGGCCAAGGCCCUAGCCGAUGCUGACCCACGCACACAGGCCAUGGCACGUGACAUGGAGGCCAUGCGUAAGUUAGAGACUGGGGGAGAAGGACUGCGAGGCGAUGUGGCGGAGGAUGACCAGAUGGAGGCAGCUGCCCACAUUUCCCGAAUCCCAAAUUGUUGCUGCAUUCGUGACAAUAACAACUGUCCUCAUCCCAGUGCCGUACCUGGAAACUAACAUCCCAGCAAAAACCCAACUGUUAUGGUCAUCAUCAUUACGAACAAGUCGCAAGUUUGAUCCAUAGCAGUGUAAGAACUG